AUGGCUACCGACGCUGCUGCGCCGAAGAUGGGCGUCAUGCGCCAAUUACGCGAGAACCCGUAUAUCCUGGGUCUUUCGACAUUUGCAUCCCUCGGUGGCUUUCUCUUCAGUUAUGACCAAGGCGUCGUCUCAGGCGUUCUGACAAUGGAAUCCUUCGCCGCUGACUUCCCGCGCAUCUAUCUUGACAGUUCGUUCAAGGGCUGGUUCGUCUCAACACUUUUACUACUCGCCUGGUUCGGCUCCUUGAUCAACGGACCGCUUGCCGAUCGGUUUGGGAGAAAGGGCUCCAUUCUCAUGGCUGUUGUCGUGUUUAUUAUCGGGUCGUCGUUCCAGGCUGGUGCUAGCUCUAUCUCGAUGUUGUUUGCUGGCCGUGCUGUAGCUGGACUAGCAGUCGGUAUGCUAACCAUGAUUGUUCCCAUGUACAUGUCCGAGGUUUCCACUGCCGGAAUCCGCGGCACACUGGUUGUACUCCAGCAAUUGAGCAUCACCCUCGGGAUCCUAGUAAGCUAUUGGCUCGAAUACGGAACACAAUAUAUAGGCGGCACCCGGUGCGCCCCGGACAUCCCUUACACAGGAGGAACUUCAAGUAAUCCCAAAUUUGACCCAAGAACCGACGUUGGACCCCACGGAUGCACAGGGCAAUCCCAAGCCGCCUGGCGCGUCCCCUUCUCUUUGCAGAUCGCCCCAGCUCUCAUCCUCGGCAUAGGCAUGAUCUUCUUCCCCGAAUCGCCACGAUUCUUCCUCAUGCGCAAUAAAGAAGACAAAGCCCUCCGCGCACUCGCAAAGCUACGACGCGUCCAUCCCGAUAGCGAGACCCUCCGAGAGGAAUACCUGUCCAUUAAGGCUGAAGUCCUGUUCGAUGAGUCCGUAUCCCGUGACAAAUUUCCUGGAAAGACGGGCUUCUCGCUCUGGUGCUCGCAGUAUGCCUCCCUGCAGUUCAUGGGCUGUAACGCCAUCAUCUACUACGCGCCCACUAUGUUCGCGCAGCUGGGCUUAUCGGGAAAGACGUCGGGUCUCCUCGCCACGGGGGUGUACGGAAUCGUUAACACACUGUCGACCCUACCCGCGCUCUUCCUCAUCGACCGAGUGGGCCGACGACCUCUCCUCAUGUGCGGCGCAGCGGGGACCUUUGUCUCUCUCGUCAUCGUAGGCGGUAUUGUAGGCGGCUACGGCUCUUCGCUGACAUCCCAUGCGUCGGCGGGCUGGGCCGGCAUCGCCUUCGUGUACAUCUACGACAUCAACUUCUCGUACUCGUUCGCGCCCAUCGGCUGGGUCUUGCCAUCUGAGAUCUUCAACCUGGGCAACCGGUCCAAGGCCAUGGCUAUCACGACGAGCACCACAUGGAUGUGCAAUUUUAUCAUUGGUCUCGUUACCCCGGAUAUGCUUGAAAAGAUCGGCUGGGGCACGUACAUCUUCUUCGCCGCAUUUUGUCUCAUGGCGCUAUUGUUUACCUUCUUCUUCGUGCCUGAGACGAGGGGCAAGACUUUGGAGGACAUGGACGAGGUGUUUGGGGAUACGGUGGCCCAGGAGGAGAAGUUGAGGUUGUUCAAUAUUGCGGCUUCAAUGGGCCUUACCGAGGCACUGCCAAUCGAGAAGGUUGAUCAUGCCAGAGGUGUCAGCGCUGAGGCUGUGGAAGAGGUUUAG
Molecule: messenger RNA, 1644 nt
Organism: Pseudomassariella vexata
Lineage: Eukaryota; Fungi; Ascomycota; Sordariomycetes; Amphisphaeriales; Pseudomassariaceae
Product: general substrate transporter
Exons: 4
Coding region: 1-1644 (547 amino acids)
Biological process (GO): transmembrane transport; carbohydrate transport
Cellular component (GO): membrane
Molecular function (GO): carbohydrate:proton symporter activity
Source: RefSeq, a predicted model, not a curated record